AUGAACUGUUCGGUGUUUUCGAUCAAUUUACCGGGACAGGUGUUUCUCCCAGGAAGCGUGCAAUACGCGGCAAGCAAAGCCUUGUACUUUGCAGCCUUUGAGAACGAGAUUUCCCCUGCAUGCUUCAUUCAGCCAAACAGUACUGCAGAUGUUGCAGAAGUCAUCAAACAAUCUCAGUUGGAUAGAUCGGUCAGCGCUGCUAAGCUUGCUAUCCGAAGUGGUGGGCAUACCUCAUGGGCUGGCUCGGCAAACAUCCAAAGUAGGAUUACGAUUGAUUUGUCAAGAUUGAUUGAAGUCACACUGAACUCAAAGAUGAACAUUGUAUCCGUCGGUGUGGGUAACUCAUGUGGCAACGUCUACAAAUUUCUUGGUGACAAGGGACUUGCUAUUGUCGGUGGAAGAGUAUCUACUGUUGGUGUCGGGGGAUUAACUUUAGGCGGUGGCCUGUCGUUUUUCUCUGCAGAAACAGGAUUCGUGUGUGAUAAUGUGGUGAACUUCGAAGUUGUCUUAGCAUCUGGGGAAAUAGUUCAAGCCAAUGCCACUUCCCAUCCUGACCUUUUCAUUGCUAUGAAAGGUGGAUCCAAAAACUUUGGCGUUGUGACAAAGAUUGACUUUCGGACAUUCGAGCAGGGCCAAAUGUGGGGUGGUUCUAUUUUCUUCGAAAAAUCUGCAUACCCUUCGCUCAUCCAAUCCUUUUACAAUUUUGCCACCAAUCCCACGCCAGAUUUGAAGGCACAUGUGAUUGUGUCAAGUGACUGGAUUGGAGGCGGAACAGGAGAGUCGGCCACGGCAAAUCUUUACCAUACAACCCCCAUUGCCGACCCUCCAUCAUUGAAGCCUUUUGCAGAAGCUCAGCCACAGCUUCAGAGUACUCUACGCAACGACUCGUUGCUUGGAUUCACAGAAGAGCAGUCCGCCUAUGCUACCAACGGUGAUCGACAAUGGUUCUUCACCACAAGCUUCAGGCUUGACGAGCAACUUAUGCUCGACAUCCAUCAACUGUGGCUAGAUGCAGUCUCAGGCAUGAAUCAGACAGGCCUUUCAAAUGCUCUUGUAUACCAGCCCGUCAUCAAAAGCCUCAUAUCCAAUUCAUUGAAAGCUGGUGUCAAUUCCCUCGGCCUAAAUGUAUCCGAUGGACCUUUUGUUGUUUGCCUUCUGAACGCUGUAUUUACAGACUCGAGUCUCGAUGAUACAAUCUCCGCCGCAAUGCUUAGAUUAGUUGGGGAAAUUGAUUCAUUGGCUGCCAAACGAAACUUGAGUUCUGAGUACAAAUUUCUCAAUUAUGCGUUCAACAGCCAGAGUGUGAUUGGAGGUUAUGGAAAGCAAAGUAUCGCCAGAUUGAAGAGUACAAGCGAAUUGUACGACCCAACACAAUUCUUUCAGGAAAGGGUUGCAGGUGGUUUCAAGCUCACUAGUGCAGAUUGUUAA
Molecule: messenger RNA, 1428 nt
Organism: Botrytis byssoidea
Lineage: Eukaryota; Fungi; Ascomycota; Leotiomycetes; Helotiales; Sclerotiniaceae
Exons: 2
Coding region: 1-1428 (475 amino acids)
Molecular function (GO): FAD binding
Source: RefSeq, a predicted model, not a curated record